This is a messenger RNA of Pistacia vera, 1262 nucleotides long. Its product is annotated as ran-binding protein 9-like. Lineage: Eukaryota; Viridiplantae; Streptophyta; Magnoliopsida; Sapindales; Anacardiaceae. The transcript has 3 exons. The coding region runs from base 91 to 1029 and encodes 312 amino acids. The record is from RefSeq and is a predicted model, not a curated record.
UAUUAUUAUUAACAAGCGCUAAACACGUCUUAAGCUUCUGACUAAGACUCCGUUGUCUCAGCACUCACUCAGACACUGACAAGAGCUUCCAUGGAAGAACCAAAACCACCACCGCCAGCAGCAGCAGAGAACGCACCUGCCCAAGUUACAAAUCCACCACCGCCAGCAGCAGCAGAGAACGCACCUGCCCUAGUUACAAAUCCACCACCGCCAGCAGCAGCAGAGAACGCACCUGCCCAAGUUACAAAUCCACCACCGCCAGCAGCAGCAGAGAACGCACCUGCCCAAGUUACAAAUCCACCACCAGACACUCCACAAACUGUGCCUGCCCAAGUUACAGAUCCACUACCAGACACGACACAAACUGUGCCUGCCCAAGUUACAGAUCCACCACCAGACACGACACAAACUGUGCCUGCCCAAGUUACAGAUUCACCACCAGACACUACACAAACUGUGCCUCCUCAAGCUCCUCCUCCACCUUCUCUUCCUCCUAAAACCACCAAGAAAAGACCUCUUGACAACAACGGACAACUCCAAAACUCCAACUACUACAAGAUGCGUCUUGUUCUUAAAGAUCUUCGUCCUCAUUUUAUCGAGGUAGACUUCUUACCUAUCACCAAAAAUUUUCGAUUUUGUGAAGAAUUAAAACUAGCGACUACCUCUAUCAACAUGCAUGACCCAACAUAUGGGUUGACUGUGAGGGGAAGUGUUAAGAAGAUAAAGAUUCUGAUGGAACUAUACAAAGCAGAAACAGUGAUCACAGUGAAGGGUAGGGCUGUGGCAGAAAGCCAGCCACCCCAAGAUGUUAAGGUGGCAGAGCAACCUCAAAAAGACGGGGUAAGUGCAAAAUCAUCUGAAAUAGAGUCCAAGAAGCAGCAGGGAAAAGAUGCUGAGAGACAAGGGUCUUGUAUUGUUGGAGGAUCAGCUUUUGGCUGGAACUUCAUCACUUUUGCUGGCACUCAACCUGUUUACUAUGGAGUAACAAAGGAAUUAUUUCGAAAACUGAAUUCAGGAGAAGGCCAAUGAAUUCUCUCUCUCUCAAAGGAAAUAAUGUAUUUGGCUGGAACUCACUUUUGCCGGCACUCAACCUGUGUUUUAUGGAGUGACAAAGAAAUUAUUUCGAAAACUGAAUUCAGAAAGCCAAUGAACCCUCUCUUUCAAAGGAAAUAAUGUAUGUGGGCCACCCACAUUAUUCAUGAAGAGAAUUUUUAUUGUAAUUCUAACUCUUAACUUUUUACAUAACCGAUUAAGGCUGUGUU